This is a messenger RNA of Dromiciops gliroides (monito del monte), 222 nucleotides long. Its product is annotated as ubiquitin-like protein 5. Gene Ontology annotation, cellular component: cytoplasm; nucleus. The coding region runs from base 1 to 222 and encodes 73 amino acids. NCBI's taxonomy places the organism in Eukaryota, Metazoa, Chordata, Mammalia, Microbiotheria, Microbiotheriidae. The transcript has a single exon. Gene Ontology annotation, molecular function: protein tag activity; protein binding. Gene Ontology annotation, biological process: mRNA splicing, via spliceosome; protein modification process. The record is from RefSeq and is a predicted model, not a curated record.
AUGAACGAGGUGGUGUGCAACGACUGGCUGGGCAAGAAGGUGAGUGUGAAGUGCAACCCUGAAGACUCCACAGGGGACCUAAAGAAACUGAUCGCAGCCCAGACGGGCCCCAGAUGGAACAAGAUUGUCCUGAAGAAAUGGGGCCGGGUCUUCAAGGACCACGUGACAUUGGGCGACUAUGAAAUCCACGAUGGAAUGAGCCUGGAGCUUUAUUACCAAUAG